GUUGCCUGUUCCCCAUUUCUUGGCAUGAACGGCUGGAUUAGAUCGAUGCAGGCGACGUGUAUGUAUGUAUGAAUGAAUGAAUGAAUGGAGUGUGUUGCGACCGAGAAGUGCCCGAAAGAAAUUGAAGAGAAAUGGCGAUUUUCGAUGUGAUUGCUGAUGGGUUGAAGUUGGAAUUCAAGAGGGAAUUUAAUCAAAGUUCUGAUCCGAGAGUUGGUUCUUCAAGAGAUAAUUCCACAAGUUCGACCUUAGCAGCUGCAGCAUCGGGGUCCAACUCUUCGUCAUUCUCUUCGCUGUUUUCCACUUUAAUACCCGUGGGCGUCUUUGCUGUAGUCUGUACCGUCUCAUUUCUGGUGUUACGGAGGAAAUAUCCCAGGGUAUAUGCACCAAGGACUUUUUUGAGUAGUUUAGAACCUCAUGAACGAAGUAAGGAACUACCAUCUGGAUGGUUCAAUUGGAUCAAACCCUUCUUCAAUACUCCAGAUGAAGCGGUUCUCAAUCAAUCAUCAUUAGAUGGGUACUUAUUCCUCCGAUUCCUCAAGAUUAUGUGUGUAAUAUGUCUUGUAGGAUGUGGCCUUGUAUUUCCCGUCUUGAUACCUUUACAUGUACUUGGAGGUGCUGGUAAUGAACAACUUGAUCAAUUGACAUUUGGAAAUGUUGAUAACCCAAAAAUUUACUAUGUACACGCAUUUUUGGCAUGGCUCUUCUUCGGAUUUAUCAUGUAUACUGUCUCACGAGAGUGCGUUUACUACAUUAAUCUCCGUCAAGCUUAUCUUCUCCAUCCAUACUAUGCUAAACGCUUGUCAUCGAGGACUGUUCUAUUCACGUGCGUUCCGCAACAAAAUUUGGAAGAAGCUAAAUUACGAAAGGUAUUUGGCGAUUCUGUCAAGCAUAUUUGGAUUCCAAGAGAAACCCGAGAACUGCAAGACUUGGUGGAUGAAAGAAAUCAAACAGCUUAUCGACUGGAGAAGGCCGAGACAGCAUUAAUAAAGCUUGCGAAUAAAGAAAGAAACCGAGCACUCAAACAUGGGCAUCCAGAUCUUGAAUCAAGCAUUGGUAUAAAUUCUGUUCAAGAAACAAAGCGUGGAUCUACAGCAACUGAAAAUCAUAGACCGAGCUUGGUUAGAAGUUCAGCUGAUGUAAAUCAUAGGGACAUCGAGAUUUUGGAAGAUCCCGUGUCAGCUACAGACACAUUGGUAGGGUCAAAUUCCAGUCCAACCGAUGGAAAAGAGAGAGAAGCUAGCGUCACUGAGAAAGCAAUGUCCCAAACAAAUUCUCAAGCAACCACCGACGAAAACCCCGCAACCCCAAAUUUAAGAUGGGGAGAUAAUGGAUACGGAAUGGCAGGGCCUCCUCCUGGAGUGAGUGGAUCAAUUGCAGCACAAUGGAUUCCUCACAGCUGGAGACCGACACAUCGACCCUUAUCAAAUUAUGGAAGAAGCGUAGAUACCAUCAAAUGGACACGAGCUCGACUGAAGGAAAUCGCGCCACAGAUAAGCAAACUGAGAAGAAUUCAUCGACAGGGAAAAGUAAAGCCAUUGCCCGCCGCGUUUAUUGAAUUCGAUACUCAAGUCAACGCUCAAUCCGCCUACCAAACAUUAUCUCAUCAUCGAGCAUUCCACAUGACACCACAUAUCAAUGGAAUUCGACCACACGAGAUCGUAUGGGAGUCACUUCGCAUGAGAUGGUGGGAACGUAUCAUGCGUAAUUUCGCAAUCCAAGGUUUCGUGGCCUGUAUGGUCAUAUUUUGGUCCAUCCCUUGUGCAUUGAUAGGGAUAAUAUCCAACAUUAAUUUUCUAACCACAAAAGUUCCAUUCUUGGGUUGGAUUAACAAACUUCCAUCUUCAAUUCUCGGGUUGCUUACGGGCUUAUUACCAGCUGUAGCUUUGACACUUCUCAUGUCAUUGGUUCCAGUCAUUUUACGACAUUGUGCACGUCAAGCUGGAAUCCCGUCUUAUUCGAUGAUCGAGCUUUACACACAAUCUACUUACUUUAUAUUCCAAGUUGUACAAGUGUUCCUUGUAACAACUAUCACUUCCGCCGCAUCUGCAGCAUUCGAGAAAAUCAUCGAGGAUCCUACUUCUGUGCGCUCAUUACUUUCACAGAAUUUACCUAAAUCAUCAAACUUCUACGUCUCGUAUUUCAUCCUCCAGGGUCUCGCCAUGUCCGCCACGAGAUUAUUGCAACUACCUGCUUUAAUUCGCCACCUAAUGUUUCAAAAUGAGCAAAACCCAAGAUUGAUGAUCAACAAGUGGCACCGAAUCCGAAUCGUCCAUUGGGGAGCUGUUUAUCCUGUCUUCACAAAUAUGGGCGUAAUAGCCAUUACAUAUUCGCUAAUAAGUCCGCUGACAAUCGUAUUCGCACUCUUGGGUUUAUCUCUCAUAUAUAUCGUAUCGAAAUACAAUCUUCUCUACACCUAUUCCUCCGAAAUGUCCACGCGAGGACUCUUAUAUCCGCAUGCUCUUAAACAACUGCUGACAGGUGUAUAUCUUGCGGAAGUCUGUCUCAUCGGUCUCUUCGGACUACGAAGCGCAUUUGGCCCGUUGGUGAUCAUGUUCGGAUUAACAAUCUUCACAGCAUUGAUCCAUGUAAGUCUCAACGAAGCACUCGGACCACUCCUUUGGAAUCUUCCUCGAACACUCGCUGUUGAGGAACUAUAUCGCGGACUGGCAUUUAAUCCAGAUUUGCAAACACCCAUGCCGACCAUGGAUCGAAACAACACCCAUGACGGAAAUGAAAACGGAGAUUCAUUUUUUCCCAUGCACACACCCGAACAAACUCAAUCCCAUCCAGCAGUAUCAACAUAUAUAAGUCACCGCACAUCCACAACCCCCAAUUCACACCCCACCAUCCCCGAAGAAAACGAACCCGAGCCCGAACCCCACAACGACUCCGACUCCGACUCCGAAAAAGAAGAAGAAGAAAACGAAACCCACGAUCCCAACCCCCAAUCCCGCUCCGCAGCCAAACGUAUCGAAGGGCUCCCACACCUCUCAAAACUAACCCUCAGCUUCCUCGUACAGGCUCUAAAAUCCAAAAUCCAACCACACCUACAUCUUCUAGACCCCUACCUAACCUAUCUCACGCCCCUCGUCUCACCCAUCCACAACCCCUCCUCCCCUCCCAACUUCUUCAUCAAAUUCCUUCACCCCGAGAUAUUUUCCGACUACCACAUUCUCCGCUCCCUCACUGCGCCUUUACCGCUUAUGGAAAACGGAUUUGAGUACACGACCAAACAGCACGAGGAUGCAUAUUUUCCGCCCUGUGUGGCGAGAGGGCGAGAUCCAAAACUGUGGAUUCCGAGGGAUGAGGCGGGGGUUAGUAGACAGGAGUGUGAACAUACGAGGAAACUUGCGGGGGUGGAAUGUAGUGAUGAGGGGGUGGAGUUGAAGUUUGAGGAAGAGGGGAAGGGGGAGGGGAAGAAGAAGGGAAAAGGCAGAUGGGGAAAGAAAAACGAGGGGACAGUAAUAGUGAAUGAUUUGCAGGGGGAAAAUUGUAUUUGGAUUCGGGAGACGAAGUUUUAGAAUUGAGGGAUUGGAAGUGCGCAACGGGAGUAAAAAAGUGAGUUCCAUGAAUGUGAGAAUCAUGAUUCGGAAUUUUGGUUGGUACGGCAUGGUUUUGGGUGUAUGAUAGAAUUACAAGGCGUUUUAUUGGGUAUAAUGUAUAUAGGGAGGCAUAACUUAAUUCAAUCUGAGAUAAAGUUAAUGAUACUUAACCUCA
Messenger RNA from Botrytis cinerea B05.10, 3717 nucleotides. RefSeq lists its product as hypothetical. NCBI's taxonomy places the organism in Eukaryota, Fungi, Ascomycota, Leotiomycetes, Helotiales, Sclerotiniaceae. The coding region runs from base 132 to 3521 and encodes 1129 amino acids. The record is from RefSeq and is a predicted model, not a curated record. The transcript is spliced from 4 exons. Gene Ontology annotation, cellular component: plasma membrane. Gene Ontology annotation, molecular function: calcium-activated cation channel activity.